Messenger RNA from Fraxinus pennsylvanica, 2634 nucleotides. NCBI's taxonomy places the organism in Eukaryota, Viridiplantae, Streptophyta, Magnoliopsida, Lamiales, Oleaceae. The record is from the annotation of a GenBank genome assembly.
AUGGAUGCUGGAAGGGCCAGAUUCGUGGCUGUUUUUCUUCUUUCUCUUUCAAUUUUUGCAGCAAAUAACUCAGAAGGCAAUAGGAAAUUAGCUAAAAGCUUUUCAGAAAAUGGAGUUUCUUGGGAUUUUCGGGACUUCGACGAAGAUAAGGUUGAACAAGUGUGGCUUCACUGUAGGAAAGAAUUAAAACAGAGUACAGAAGUAUUUAAAGACUUGGAUUUGGAUGCAAAAUAUGAUGCAACUGUAUUUGUGAAAAGAAUUAUACACAAGGCUAUAGUUAAUCUACCUCCAAAAGAUAAGGAAAUCAUUUUGGACUGCUUAAGACAGAAAAAUUCUCCAUGGAGUGCUUCUAUCGAAGAUACAGACUCUGGCAAUUGGUACAAAGAGCUUUUUACUGGUUGGAACAAGGUUCCCAGAAGGUACCUACGUGGCAACAAAGAUAGAGUUUUAAACCCUGUUCCAGCUCCCAGUCCUGCAUUUGCACCAAAUUUAGCUCCAUCACCAAUUCAUCAAACUCCCGCCAGCGCACCUUCUCCAACUGUGGAACCCCCUUCUCCUGUUUUACAACCCCCUGCCAUGGCUCCAGAACCAUCUUCUUUACCAGUUCCUGUUCCCUCUCCUUCACCGCCACCACUGGCUCUAAAACAUCCUCCACUGAAACCAAAUAUUGUUCCACCUAUUCCUCCUGGAAAAAGCCACGAGAACAUGAAGUUUAUUAUAGGCGUUAUAAUUGCAAGUUCUGUGGCAGGAGUUGCCCUCAUAACUAUGCUCUUCUUGUGCUAUCUUAAGAGUAAUAGGAACAACCUUGAGUCAAAAGAUGGGCAUAGAGACGAGAAGCCUCUUCUUAACUUUUGUUCAAGUGAUAUUUCUGCUGGUUCUUCACAAAAGUCUCAGAGCAUGGGAAACCCAAGAAGUAAAGAUUUCAAGAUUCCAUCCAUAUCAUCUGCACAUCAGCCUUCUCAAGCCAAUACUCAUUCAUCAGUAGGGAAUGCAGAAGCACCUGAAAAAACUAAUGCCAAAUUGCCACUUCCUCCUGGAAAAGCAGCUCCUCUGCCCCCCGAGCCUCCUCCUCCACCUGCUCCUACCCCACCACCACCUCCUAGAGGUUCUCGCCCUCCCCCUAAUCCACCUAAACGUGGUAAUUUGCCAAAGCCUUCCCCUCUUGGAUCCAAUCAUCAAGUACGCUAUUCCACGGGUGAGGCUAGUGAAAAUUGUGCCGACUCUGAGGCUUCAAAACCCAAGUUGAAGCCAUUUUUCUGGGACAAGGUUCUCGCCAAUCCUAAUCACUCGAUGGUCUGGCAUGAGAUCAAAGCUGGCUCAUUUCAAUUUAACGAGGAGAUGAUGGAAUCACUCUUUGGAUACAUCCCUACAAAUAGGAACAAAAAUGAGCACAACAAAUAUUCGUCUUCCUUUGAUUCUCCUCAGUUUAUUCAGAUUAUUGAUUCUAAAAAAGCACAAAAUUUAGCAAUUCUUCUAAAAGCAUUGAAUGUGUCAACUGAAGAAGUUUGUGAUGCAGUGAAGGAAGGUAAUGAGCUCCCACCAGAGCUCAUCCAAACCUUAUUGAAGAUGGCACCAACAACAGAUGAAGAACUAAAACUAAGGUUAUAUAGUGAAGACAUCUCUCACCUUGGCCCAGCUGAACAGUUUCUAAAAGUCGUGGUUGAAAUUCCAUUUGCUUUUAAGCGCCUUGAAUCAUUGUUGUUCAUGAGUACGCUUCAGGAGGAAGUUUCUACAAUCAAAGAGUCAUUUGCAACUUUAGAGAUAGCAUGUAAGGAACUCAGAAACAGCAGACUAUUCCUGAAGCUCUUAGAAGCUGUUCUCAAAACCGGGAACCGUAUGAACGAUGGCACUUAUCGUGGAGGUGCACAGGCAUUCAAACUCGACACGCUCUUGAAAUUGGCAGAUGUAAAAGGAACUGACGGAAAAACCACUCUUUUGCACUUUGUCGUCCAGGAAAUUAUUCGAUCAGAAGGUGUAAGAGCUGCACGUAGAUUAAGAGAGAGCCAAAGCAUGUCCAGUGUGAAAACUGAAGAUCUCAUCGAAGACUAUUCACAUGAAAUAGAAGAAUACCAUCGAAACCUUGGUCUUCAAGUGGUUUCUGGAGUUAGACAUGAGCUUGAGAAUGUAAGAAAGGCAGCACUCAUUGAAAGUGACAGUCUAUGUGCAACUGUGUCCAAGCUUAGGCACUCACUUGUGAGAACUAGAGAAUUUCUUGAGAUGGAGAUGAAGAGUGUAGAGGAAGAUAGCGAGUUUUAUGAUACACUUGCUAGUUUCAUUCAGCAUUCUGAAUCCGAUAUUACAUUUCUAUUAGAAGAAGAAAAACGUGUAAUGGAUCUGGUAAAGAACACGGGAGAUUACUUCCAUGGUAAUGCAGGAAAGGGUGAGAGUUUGCAUCUCUUUGUGAUUGUACGUGAUUUCUUGUUCAUGUUGGAAAAGGUCUGUAAAGAAGUGAAAAACUCUGCAAAAUUAUCGGGAAUCGGAAAGACCCCUAGGAAAGAAGCAUUGACACUAUCCCCGUCUCAAGAAUCGCGCCAGGAGUCUUUGCCAGAUUUUCGCCAGCGACUAUUUCCAGCAAUCAAGGAGAGGCGUAUUGAUCAUGACUUCAGUUCAGAUGAUGAAAGAUCAACGAGUUAA